Hyla sarda is the source of this 4405-nucleotide messenger RNA. RefSeq names its product DIS3 like 3'-5' exoribonuclease 2 (gene DIS3L2). Gene Ontology annotation, biological process: miRNA catabolic process. Gene Ontology annotation, molecular function: RNA binding; 3'-5'-RNA exonuclease activity. Gene Ontology annotation, cellular component: exosome (RNase complex); P-body. The transcript is spliced from 22 exons. Bases 191 to 3361 code for a protein of 1056 amino acids. NCBI's taxonomy places the organism in Eukaryota, Metazoa, Chordata, Amphibia, Anura, Hylidae. The record is from RefSeq and is a predicted model, not a curated record.
UUAGGUAGCGAUCAGGCGUUAGCCACGCCCACGUGUGGUAGAAACCUCCAGCUAACUCCGCCCCCUCCAACCUGCCUGACCCGGAAGAGGAAUCCUCGGAGCAGUCAGCAGCGACCCCGGGGGGAUUUAAAUCGAGCAUUGGGAAGGCGCCGCAGGACAUAGAGCCAUCCGUCUGAGAAUAAAGACACUUAUGGAGCACUCAAAAGCCAAUCCUGGUCUGUCGGCUAAAGAAGGUUCGAACUGGACAGGGGUCCAACAAAAAAAUGCUUAUGCUAGACUGGUCCAGCAGCAUCACAGCGGACGCUUUAAAUUCUAUCUGAACUAUGUAGCGCAGAAGCUGCAGCUGGAAGAGGCUAGUCAAGUGGAUGCUGUCUGUGACAGAGAUUCUACUGUUGAAGGACUUCACGAAGGUUUUGGUAGAAAUGGCUUGCAGUCUACCACUCUCACCUCCUAUGAGAAAAGUAGUAUCUCAAGGUUUGAGAAUGGAUUUGCUGUGGGAGACCCCACUAGGAAAUUAGAGACGAAUCGUAUUGGCAAACAAGGAAAUGAAGAUGGAGAUUUUGACCCGAAGGAGAGAACGUCUUCUCAAAGUAGAUCUAAUUUACAUGGUGGAAAUCUUCAGUCUCCCAAAGGCCAUUGUGACUUGGAGAGUAGAAGGGAAUCCCAGGCUGAGAAGCAGAUGCCAAAGCCUCAGAUAUGUUCGAAGGGUGUCUCAAAGGAAAUAUUUUCUGAAGGUGGUGACAAGAGAGGAUUUUCCAGGAUAAGAAACAAGUCUGAGUGUGCCAGCUCACCCCCAAGUGUUGAUAGGAAGCGGCAACUCUCCGAGUCUCACAGUGAAAGCAUGAUGAACACGCAUACCUCAUUCAGCCCAUUACAGACUGGGACGGCAAGAGGGGCAUAUCGCAAUUCUGGAUCCACACCCAAUGAUAAAAAAUACAACAAGACAAGGAAAAGAAACAUUUUUGAAGCCUACUUGUCCAGGGAAGAAGUUUCUGCGGGGUUGAAGAGAGGAGAACUGAUUCAGGGCUCCCUCAGGAUUAAUCCCAAGAAAUUCCAUGAAGCGUUCCUGCCAUCGCCGGAUGGUCUGAGGGACAUCUUUAUUGAUGGUGUGGUUUCCAGGAAUAGAGCCCUGAAUGGUGAUAUUGUGGUUGUAAAACUGCUUCCGCGUGAGCAGUGGAAGGUUAUAAAGCAGGAGGUGUACGAUGGUGAAAGCGUAUCAACUCUGAAAGAGACGGUACAACAUGCUGCAGCUUCACAUCAUGUACGGGAUGGAUCAAAGAGCCCAGAUCUCAUUAUAGAGGCCCAGUUUGAGUGUGACUUAGAAGACUUAAGCAGAUUGUCUUGUAAUGCUGAAAAUGAAACCAAAGAAAAGCCAGAAAAAGUUAAAGUAGAUAAAGGGCAUUCUAAUCUAAUUCGCCAAAGCAACUCGACAGAUGAUGGACUUCAAAAGACUGCAAAGGUAGUUUACAUAUUGGAGAAAAAACAUUCGAGAGCUGCCACUGGCUUCAUUAAACCAAUGACUGACAAGAGUGGGGAUCUUGCUAAAAAGUAUGCCUUAUUUUCGCCUGUUGACCAUAGGCUUCCACGAAUAUAUGUCCCUCUUGCCGACUGCCCUGCUGAUUUCUUAAUCCGACCGCAAGAUUUUGCAAGCACACUUUUUAUCUGCCGUAUCACUGAUUGGAAAGCAGACAGCAAUUUUGCUGAGGGGAAGUUGAUGAAAAGCCUUGGCCAGGCUGGUGAUAUUGAACCAGAGACAGAAGGAAUAUUAACUGAAUAUGGAGUGGAUUUCUCAGAAUUCUCCAAUAAUGAGCUACAGUGUUUACCUAAGAAUCUACCAUGGACUAUCUCUCCAGAGGAGUUGGGAAAGAGAAGAGAUUUGAGGAAGGAGUGUAUCUUCACCAUUGAUCCUGCCACUGCUAGAGACCUGGAUGAUGCCUUAUCUUGUAAACUACUCCCAGAUGGAAACUUUGAAGUUGGAGUCCAUAUUGCAGAUGUGAGCUAUUUUGUUGAAGAAGGGAGCGCUCUCGAUUUAGUAGCAAGUGAGAGAGCCACAAGUGUUUAUCUCGUACAAAAGGUCAUUCCCAUGUUGCCUAGGCUGCUAUGUGAAGAACUUUGCAGCUUAAACCCAAUGGCAGACAGACUGACUUUUUCGGUCAUAUGGAAAAUCACUCCGCAAGGAAAAAUCCUUGAAGAGUGGUUUGGCCGAAGUGUUAUCUGUCCCUGUGUGAAGCUCAGCUAUGACCAUGCACAAAGUAUGAUUGAGAGUCCAGACAAACUGCUUGGUGUUGAGGAGCUGCCCCCUGUGUCCUCUGAUCAUACAGUUCAAGAGAUUCAGCAAGCUGUUCUCAACCUUCAUCUUAUUGCAAAAAAUUUACGUCGACAAAGAUUUGAUGAUGGCGCUUUAAGACUUGACCAGCUAAAACUAUCCUUUACCUUAGACAAAGAGAGUGGGAUGCCUCAAGGUUGCUACAUUUACCAGUACAAGGACAGCAACAAGCUGGUGGAAGAGUUCAUGUUACUGGCAAACAUGGCAGCUGCUCAUAAAAUUUACCGUCGAUUUCCAGAACUGGCACUGCUUCGUCGACACCCUCCACCACAGACAAAGUUGCUGAAUGACUUGGUCGAAUUCUGUGACCAAAUGGGAAUUAGUCUGGACUUUACCAAUUCAGGAACUUUGCAUAAAAGCUUGAAUGAUCAGUUUGGGGCAGAUGAGUAUUCUGCAGCACGCAAGGAAGUUCUAACAAACAUGUGCUCCAGGCCUAUGCAGAUGGCAGUGUAUUUCUGCACCGGAAUUCUCAAGAAUGAAACCCUAUUCCGCCAUUAUGCACUGAAUGUUCCACUAUAUACUCACUUCACUUCUCCUAUAAGACGCUAUGCUGACAUAAUAGUUCACAGGCUUCUUGCUGCUGCUAUAGGGUGUGGACCACCGCUGAAAUUGCAGCAAGAAGCAAUACAGAAGCAGGCAGACCAUUGUAAUGACCGCAAAACUGCAUCCAAGAGGGUGCAGGAACUCAGUGCAGAACUCUUUUUCUCUGUAUUUGUAAAGGAGUGCGGUCCAUUGGAGUCUGAAGCUAUGGUUAUGGGAGUCUUAAAUGAAGCAUUUGAUGUCUUGAUUCUGAGAUUUGGUGUUCAGAAGCGAAUUUAUUGUAAUGCUCUACCUCUCCAAAGCUCACAUUUCCAACAGGUGGGGAAGAAGCCUGAGUUGACACUUGUUUGGAGUCCAGAACAUGAUGAAGAUGAACCUGUUGAACAGGUCAUUAGCAUCUUCACACUAUUAGAGGUGGUUCUGAAGUCGGAUAGUGUGCCUUUGAAGUAUACUGCAGUACUCAAAAGUCCUAUGGCUGCAAACUCCGCUCUGUAACACCUCAGGACAUUGAAUGGCAAGGAGUGCUUUAUGUCCUAAACCAAUGCUUGUUUUAUUAUUAGUACAUAGUGUUGUGCUAAAUACUGGGCAUAAAGUGUACAAUGUUUUUAGGACUUUUGGUUUUAUUUUUUGCAUUUUAAUUGCCCAGUCACAUUUUUAAUUUUCAUUUCAUUGUGGGUUAGAGAGUGAACAGACAGUUUUUCUGGCAUCCGUUAAAGGCAUAGGUACAUCUUCACAAUCAUUUUUGGUUCUAGUGCAUCUAAAUGUAGAAUUACUUUUAUCAUCAGAUUUGCAUGUACAACUGAUAUGCAGGCCUAAUCUGAUCCUGUAGUCGUAUCCGUAUCAUCUCUACACUACAUUUUACUAACCUGUUAAGUAUGUGCUACCAUGAACUAUGGCAGUAUAUUUGAUCAGAUCUGACUACACAGGCUUUGCUUACAGUAUGUUAAAUAUGUUGCUACAAAGACAAAAAGCUCUGCAUAAAAUUGCCCCUCCCCUUUUUUUCCUUUUAAAUACAUAUUGGUACAAUAAAAAAAUGGUUCUAAAGGGACCUUUAACAUUUAUUUUAUUUUGAGAAUAAUGUGUUUCCCAUGUCAUAUUCAUGGAAGGCACAUGACAAAUAAUGUGACUUUGGAAGUCAUUAUUCAUAUUUUUAGAUUUUUUUUUAUGUAUAUUUUAUUUCUGGAUUGUCUCCAGAUUUUAAAAAAUGUUUACAUUAAAAGUUUUAUUUUGCACUAUAACUUUAAUGUGCUUUGUUGACAGUAUGUAAUAAAUGUGUGAAUAUAAAAAUCACUUGCCAGAGAUCAGAAGAUUAGAAAUAAACUGGAGUUUUGUGUCUUUAUUAAAUAUUAGUAACAGCCGCACCAUUGGACCUGACUACUUACAUGGAACUAGUCCCAUGGUGUUUGUGUCUUUUGCAUCCAUACAAUGUCAGGAGCGACUUGUUUCUAUGCUUUAUAGUCCAACAGUAAAGUGUAACUUGUAGACAUGUAUUUUCCUGAUAUCUGUAAUCCACAAUCCAAUAAAAUGAACUGCAGUAAU